Molecule: messenger RNA, 2980 nt
Organism: Sphaeramia orbicularis (orbiculate cardinalfish)
Lineage: Eukaryota; Metazoa; Chordata; Actinopteri; Kurtiformes; Apogonidae
Gene: ddx11
Product: DEAD/H (Asp-Glu-Ala-Asp/His) box helicase 11
Exons: 28
Coding region: 42-2735 (897 amino acids)
Biological process (GO): establishment of sister chromatid cohesion; nucleobase-containing compound metabolic process
Cellular component (GO): nucleus
Molecular function (GO): hydrolase activity, acting on acid anhydrides, in phosphorus-containing anhydrides; DNA binding; DNA helicase activity
Source: RefSeq, a predicted model, not a curated record
UAAAGAGGGAACUUUCUUUUAGCAAAUCCACUGAGAGUUUCAUGACCAUGGAGACUGGCCGGAGCACAUUUCCAUUUCCCUACCAGCCCUAUACCAUCCAGGAACAGUUUAUGAAAGCUCUCUACACCACCCUGGACCAGGGAAAAGUUGGCAUCUUUGAGAGUCCUACUGGAACGGGGAAGUCACUGAGUCUGAUAUGUGGAGCCCUCAGCUGGCUCACUGACCAUGAGGAGAAGAAAAAACAGGAGGCAGCUGCUCUGCUCCAGGAUGGAGAAGCAGCUCUGUCCACUAAUACAGCACAGGCCUCUACAAGCAGCUCCUCAGCAGAGCCUGACUGGAUCACAGACUUUGUUCAAAAAAAGGCAGAACGAGAUUUGGUGUCAAAGUUGAAGGAGGAAGAGCUGAGAAGAAAGAAAAGAGAAGAGCGAUUAGAGAUGAUAAGAAAUAAUGUCCAACUAAAGUAUGCAAUGAAAAGAAAAAGCUGCGAAGAGGAUGAGGCAUUCAAGUUGUUACAGCUUAGUAAGGAAGAACCAGGAGAGGAACCAGGAAAUCAAGAAGACGAAGAUCUUAUAAUUGCAGAAUAUGAGAGUGAUGAUGAGUCAAAGAGUAAAAGCAGAUUCUGUGGGGCAGAGGAUGAUGAAGAUGAAGAUCUGGUGGAAGAACAUGUUACAAAGAUUUAUUACUGUAGUCGCACUCACUCCCAGUUGGCCCAGUUUGUCCAUGAAGUUCAAAAGAGCCCAUUUAGCAAGGACAUCAGUCUGGUGACACUGGGCUCACGUCAGAAUAUGUGUAUCAAUGAAGAAGUGCGACGUCUGGGCAGCAUUCAGCGCAUCAAUGAUCGCUGCUUGGAGAUGCAGAAAAACAAACAUGAGAAGCAGCAGUCUGAGGAAGGUGUGAAACGUAAGCGUGGCACAGCAAAGAGUGUGUGUCCCUUUUAUAAAGCUUCAGCAAUGCAGCAGAUGAGGGAUGAAGUUCUGGGGACAGUCCACGACAUAGAGCAGCUGCUGAAGCUGGGCAGGGAAACACAUUCAUGUCCUUACUACGCCACACGCCACGCCAUUCCCCCUGCACAGUUGGUGGUGUUGCCCUACCAGAUGGUUCUUCACGAAGCCACCAGACAUGCUUCAGGGAUCCACCUAAAGGGACAGGUGGUGAUUAUAGAUGAAGCUCAUAAUCUCAGUGACACCCUCUCCUGUAUCCAUAGUGCAGAGCUCAGUGGAGCCCAGCUUUGCCGUGCCCAUUCUCAACUCAGCCAGUAUGCAGACCGCUACAGGAGCAGACUGAAGGCAAAGAACCUGAUGUACAUCAAACAGGUUCUGUUUGUGAUUGAGGGGCUUGUCAGGGUGCUGGGAGGUAAAGUGGGGCAGAAUCCACAGACCCAGACUACACAAGCAGGAACAGAAAUGCUUACCAUUAACAACUUCCUCUUCAAGGCCCAGAUUGACAACAUUAACUUGUUCAAGUUGCAGAGAUACUUUGAGAAGAGCAUGAUCAGCAGGAAACUGAGUGGCUUUGUGGAGAAGUAUGCAGGUUCAGGUGUGAGUCUGCAGACUCACAGCAGCUCCAACAAGGAGAACCGACGCACUGAGGGUUUAAACCUCUACCUUCAGACCCUGCAGAACAAGCAGAUCACCUCUCCAGUUUCUUCAGCAGACCAGCAGGGGUCUGUAGAGGAAGAGAAAGUGCUGUCUGCAUCUCCCAUGAUGCAGGUGGAGGGUUUCUUUAUGGCUCUCACCAACACCAACACUGAUGGCCGAGUAGUAGUGCACAGACAAGUUACUGUGUCGGACAGCAGCGUCAAAUUCCUGCUGCUGAAUCCAGCGGUCCACUUUGCUCAGGUGCUCAAGGAAUGCAGAGCAGUCAUCAUUGCUGGUGGAACCAUGCAGCCUGUUUCAGACUUCAAACAAGAGCUGCUAUUUUCUGCUGGAGUGGGAGAGGAACGCAUCACAGAGUUUUCCUGUGGUCAUGUAAUUCCUCCUGAGAAUAUUCUUCCCAUCGUCCUUUGCAGCGGCCCAUCUGGUCAGGAGUUGGAUUUCACUUUCCAGAACAGAGACUCCCCACGCAUGAUGGAUGAGACAGGCCGCAUUCUCUCCAACAUUUGUAAUGUGGUACCAGGUGGAGUUGUGUGCUUCUUCCCCUCUUAUGAGUACUCAAGGCGAAUUAUCUCUCACUGGGAAGCAAGUGGUGCACUCGCUCGUCUAGGCAACAAGAAAAAGAUCUUCCAGGAGCCAAAGAAAGCUAAUCAGCUGGAGCAGGUACUGAGUGACUUUUCGCGUUGUAUCCAGAGAUGUGCUCUGGAUGGCGGCAGUCUCACAGGAGCCUUGCUCUUCUCUGUGGUUGGGGGAAAGAUGAGUGAGGGCAUCAAUUUCUCUGAUGACCUGGGAAGGUGUGUGGUGAUGGUGGGAAUGCCGUAUCCCAACAUCAAAUCACCGGAGCUACUGGAAAAAAUGUCCUAUCUGGACAAACACCUGCCUCACAGUGGAGGGAGAAGUCCUGGACAAGCACUCAUAGACAACCUCUGCAUGAAGGCUGUCAACCAGUCCAUAGGAAGAGCUAUCCGUCACCGUGGUGACUAUUCAUCUAUAGUGCUGUGUGACAGACGAUACUCACGACCUGCUACACUUUCUAAACUUCCCACAUGGAUUAAAGAUCGUACUAGCACACACACAUCCUUUGGCCCUGCUUUUGCUGCUCUACGCAAGUUCUUCCUGGAGAAGAAGCAGAGGCCAAUGUAAUUCCAGUCUAACAAGGAGUUAAGUCAACUUCACUGCUUUAAGACUGAUGACAUGGUUCAGGAAGAUCUUGGUACAGCAGUGUUCACUUUGCUGAUGCAGGAACAAAAUCAAUGCAUUCUUAAUAAAAAUACCAAGUCACUUCUAUAAUUUCACUGCUUUACAGUGGCAUUCCUACAUUUCAGUUUCAACAUUUUGUCUGUUACUUGUGUUCUCCUUUUGUUUUGUUAAUAUGUGGUUUGGUGUUG